Molecule: messenger RNA, 1413 nt
Organism: Puccinia triticina
Lineage: Eukaryota; Fungi; Basidiomycota; Pucciniomycetes; Pucciniales; Pucciniaceae
Exons: 10
Coding region: 1-1413 (470 amino acids)
Source: RefSeq, a predicted model, not a curated record
AUGCGCGAUCGCAUGGCUCGAAUUCCCCUGCUAGUCGCCCUGGCGAACAGUGCUAUCGGCUCAGCACAGUCAUCGCCAGGCCUACCAACUCCUAACACUCCCAUUAUUUCGAACACCACCACCUCUACCAAUUCCACCAAUUCCACGAAUAACCCCGAACCUUUGCCGAUAACCACAGUCUCUCUGAUGAAUAGUGGUCAAAUUCCACUCCCCGCACCCGCCUCUCUCAACUGGACAGAUCCUUGUGCAAUCCUUCCCUUGGAGGCUUCUACUUGGAGUCGCCUUAACCUUGAUCAAUAUCUCGUCAACUAUCCGGGAGGACAGAAUUACACUCUGACUGAUUACGCUCUUUCUGUGAGUGUUCAAAACUGGGUUUGUGGCAUAGGAGAAACGUGUGAUGCACAACAGCCAUGCAAUCCCAUCCCAGGGCCCCAAUGGGAAGUGCUUUAUGCGGUACAAAAUUGGAAUUUGGUCCAAAAUACACUUUACAAUGCCAUAGGGAUGGCAGUAUCUAUGACACAAUCGAUCACCUCCGCCCUUGUAACGGAUUUGUACCAUCCUGCUAAGCGUAGUCCUCUCUGGAAGUGGAACGAUAUAUUUUCAAUUGCCGGCGGAAUCGCCGCUCUGAUUGCUUCUGUCGUAAUGGUAUAUCCCGGGACUCUACUCGCCAUUGGUAUCUGGUACAGUAUCAAUGCCAUCAUUGCUACUGGCGAAGGUGCCGUAGGAAUCAUGCUGCUUGACAAAGACAAGAAAGAUGAACCAGACCCUUUCCAACGAUGGUCCGAAUUUGCUUGGUACCUAGGGAAAUGGCAAAGUCUUGCACAGGGUACCCUCAGCAACCGAACCACAGACAUCAUCAACGCAGGAAUUAGCACUCCACAGGGUAUUUCUGGAGUGCUCAAAAAUGGAACCUACUUCAGACGCAUUGAGGCUCGUCAAUUCCAGCAAGUCGAGUCGGAGAUUAAGUUCACUGCCACUGCCCGAAUCUUGAAUGCAAUUAUUCGGGACUACGGAGGUUUUGUCACCGUAGGAGAGGGAUGCAAAGGGAAAGGACCAAAUGGUGCUUGGAGCGACCCGGAUUCGAUUUCGUUCUGUUACCCUAAUAAAACAAUGAUGAACGUUAUUCGACAGAAACAUGACCAUUCCGUUAACACAUGGUAUCAUGGUUCUGUGAUCAACUCAUCCUACGGAUUCACUGCAGAAUACCUGACCACUCAGUCAUGGAACUGUCAGAAGAAGUAUGGAAAGCCCGAGUUCAACCCCUAUAAUGAGACGGCUGUACCCACCGACCGGAACGCUGACUGCAUUAUAAACCUACCUGUAUGCGAUACUCGAAUUCCAGCCAUUCGCAAGGCUAUCAAAAAACACGGAACCGUCAAGGCAUGCAGAGAAGUUGGAAAACUUCCGAUCUAG